AAGUUGUAAGUCCCUAACGAAGGUUAAGAUUGCUACAAGGUCAUGUCGACAAACCCAACCAUGAAUAUUCGAAACACAUUGGUAUAAAUGUACAAGCCUGCUCCUCCUAGACCCAAGAAGACAGACAUUGUCCGGUCGCGCAAUGGUUGUAAAAAUUGCCGUGAAAGAAGAACAAAGUGCGAUGAGCAAAAGCCAACAUGUGGGACAUGUGCAAGACUGGGAAAAGUCUGUGAAAGCGUUCAACAAGAGUUCAAAUUUCGCGUGGUGACGAGGCCGGCUUCUACGCGUGCUGCAUUCGAUACGUCAGAGCCCAACGAGCAAUCUUCUUCUUCUUCUUCUUCUUCUUCUUCAUCAUCUUCUCAAAAGAUAACCUCCAACCAGAUCGGCUCUGAUAGCCUUUCUUUGGGAAACAUUGAUCUCAUCAAGUCACUGCAACAUUCUGAAAGGGAUGUUUUCUACACCACAUAUUGGGAAGAUAAUUGCCUCCCGGCAUUGAACCCGGUGUUUCACUCUGCCUCGCACCUUGCUGGUACUCAUCCAAUUUUAAACAAUGCAAUUUUAGCAUUGUCAUCCUGCAACCUUAGUCGUCUACAUGCGGAACGGAGAUUGUCUUCGACUAGUCACAUGGGAUCCUUCAGUCCAAGCCUCAUCCAUCAAACGAGAAGUCAAUUGUACUAUUCGUCGGCCAUCAGGAAAUUUACUUCACUGGAUCAGCGUGACUAUCGACACGAUGCUACAAUAGUCCUGACGGUUCUCAUCCUAUUUGCGUAUGUCGAGUCCUCAAUGGGCAACUUUCAAGGAUUCUAUUGCCAUGUGGAGGGUCUGUCGAACUUUCUUUCGGAGGUUUGUGAGGCGGUAGGACACCCGGAUAUCAAGGCUCUCCUUACAGCAUGGAUGCAGACGCGAUUUGUCGUCUGGUGGGCACGUGCCUACUUCAGCUCACUCGAUAUCCAUCAGCAGCUGCCUUCGAUUCCGCUGCCAGGAGUGCUCAAGGGGAGCGUUAACUCCAUUCACGAGCGACGUGUUACGGUAUUGAGUAUCCUAUGUGAAUCUCAUCGGCUCAACUCCCAGGCCGUACUCGGGCAUUGGAGCUCCAACCCAAUCUCGACAGAAACAGAAUGCAAAGGGCACCAUGAGAUGGGCAAGACUGAUGUCGAAACAUGUUUUCCGUUGCUGGCUGAAGAAGCCAAAAGGUUGGACGAGUGGCUAUUGCAUCUCCCACCAUCAGAACAACCACUCAAGGAUCGCGACGACGAUGUACCGAUAGAGCACCGUCGCUGGGACAUGGACGACCUCAAUUCCCCCAUCUACUUCCAAUCACACGAUGCAGCACUCAAUUUUGCAUACCAUGUAGUGGCGCGCAUCAUGCAAUGUACUGGACUUUUACAGAGACUUCAGACUCGAGACACUAAUUGCCUCGGAUCUGGUUACGAAUGCUACGAAGCGGAGCCGUGGGUCCAAUUAUUACUCCGAAUUGCAAAGGGCGUCAAUAUGUGGGCAUGCCUCACGAGAAACAACUAUACGAUUGGAUUUUCGGGCCUGCUCUUAACUGCACUGUUACGAUGCCAGGACUUGUCUCUUGCCAUUGAGAUCCAAACCUGGCUACAGGCUCUAGAGGACUUGCAGCCGACAGAAGAAGGCGCGUUUCCGGUUUACCAAACUUUGGGUGUGGUCAAAGCCAUCAAUCGACAGAAGAUGAUGGGCCGUGAUGUGUUUGGUGUAACUCAGCCGGUGGACGACGGGGGCGGAACACCAAAGUUUACCGCUUACAAUAGUCAGUCGAUUAACACACUCUUGUUUCAUGGCAAAUUGCGCGCCUCGCCGGAUCUCUUUGCAGAAUAUGUAUCGAUUGACAUGUAGUAUAAUGUCUAUCGGGGAACCCUACCCUUGGGUUUUUUCUUCCCUUGGAUCUUUUCACUUGUACAUUGCAGAUCAUAUUAACAGAGUCGUACUUGCAUUUCUUUGACGGCUUUCUGUUUAUUAUUUUUAAUCAUAUAUCAGAUAGAUAGACAUAUCAACUACACCAGGCAUUUUGUUUUACAUGAUCACUCAACGGCAGGGCGUCGGUCCCACGCGCCAGACCGGGUAUAGUGUCUAGCAUUUCAGGUCCCUGAGUUUAACGAGCAUGGCAGUGGAGACUCGCUAUUGGUAAAUUCCUUCUACCCUUGUCCUCAAAUGGCG
This is a messenger RNA of Xylona heveae TC161, 2181 nucleotides long. RefSeq lists its product as hypothetical. Gene Ontology annotation, molecular function: zinc ion binding; DNA-binding transcription factor activity, RNA polymerase II-specific; transcription cis-regulatory region binding. Gene Ontology annotation, cellular component: nucleus. The transcript has 2 exons. Bases 88 to 1860 code for a protein of 590 amino acids. Lineage: Eukaryota; Fungi; Ascomycota; Xylonomycetes; Xylonales; Xylonaceae. Gene Ontology annotation, biological process: positive regulation of transcription by RNA polymerase II. The record is from RefSeq and is a predicted model, not a curated record.